Molecule: messenger RNA, 524 nt
Organism: Paramuricea clavata
Lineage: Eukaryota; Metazoa; Cnidaria; Anthozoa; Malacalcyonacea; Plexauridae
Source: the annotation of a GenBank genome assembly
AUGCCACCUAAAACUGCUGAUUUGAAGACUCUUAUUGGAAAAAGGGACAAAGCUAUUCAAACUAUAAAGAAAUUAUUUGAGGAAUUUGAAGAAGUUUUUAGUGUAGAACCUCAAUUAGAAAGAUUGGAAGGUACAUUUAAAAUAAUUGAAGCGAAAUAUAGAAAUAUUAAGAACAACAAGAAUUAAUAGCCGACAAAAUUGUAGAAAAUGGUGGGAGUGAAGAGAAUCAAUUGUUAUCGGCUAAUCAGAAAGUUGGUGAAAGUUUGAAAGAGAACUAUUUAAAAGUUGCUAAAGCAUAUGCUGCUUAUCAAAAGAAGCUAAGCCGACCUUCACCCCCUAGAGUUAACUCUGAUUCAUUAGAGGCAAUGACAUCUGCAAUAACAAAAAUGCCUGAAGCUAUGCAAGGUUCAAAACCAAGUGCAAGUGGUCUUGAGAAGUUACCAGUACCAACCUGGGAUGGUAGUCGUAGAUCGUAUUCAACAUGGAAGAAAGAAUUCAAUCAUUGGAUGAAUAAAUGCUCUUAA